AUGUUUAGAAGAGGUUUACAUACGUUAGCAACUAAAGAAGUUGUAGAACUGGCAUAUAGUCAUAGUGGUGGGAAGUCUGCAAAGAGUCAUACGUUACCAGCAAUUAUAGCCAUACAUGGUUUGCUGGGUGCAAAAGCUCAUUUUAAGCCCCUAACCAGAAUGUUAGCUUCCGACUUAGAUACUGACAUCUACUCCAUAGAUCUUAGAAACCAUGGUGAUUCUCCUAUGGCAAGACCUUAUGAUUAUAUUACCCACACUAAGGAUGUGAUUAACUUUAUUAGAACAAAGAUUGGGCCUGAAAGACCCGUUCAAAUGAUUGGAUUUUCGCUGGGCGGAAAAAUAUCAUUAAUUUCAGCACUAUCUGAUAAAGUAAAUGUAAGGUCGUGUACAUCAAUUGAUAUCCCACCUUAUGAGACCCCUGAAUUAGACGACAUAUUAACGGUUAACUACGAGACAAUCUUGAAAAUAAUUAAUGGCGAAAAUGGAUAUCAAAUCAAGAAAGGUGAACCAAAUUGGCAGGGCAAAGUCAUGAAUCUCUUAAGGGCUAACAAAUGUAACACUAAUGAAGGCAUCGUUAGGUACUUCGCUGCAGGUUUUGUGAUGAAUAAAGUCAAUAAAGAGAAAAAAGACGAAUUUCUGGAUUUUAAACAGCCUUUGAAUGAAAUGCCAGAUUUGCUGGAUCAAGUAAAAGCAUGGCCAACUAAAGAAGAACUAGAAGCAAAUGGUUUCAAAUAUCAGACACAAACACCAAUUCUAUUCUGCAAGGCCACUGAAUCACCAUUUAUAAAGAGGGACUAUUCUUUGUUAGGAAGGCAGUUCCCUAAUUAUACUGUUGAGGAAUUCAACACCUCCCACAACAUUGCUCAUGAGGCACCUGAACAGUUCUACAAGGCUUUACUAACGUUCAUUAAAGCUCAUGAAUAA
Molecule: messenger RNA, 924 nt
Organism: Kluyveromyces marxianus DMKU3-1042
Lineage: Eukaryota; Fungi; Ascomycota; Saccharomycetes; Saccharomycetales; Saccharomycetaceae
Gene: EAT1
Product: putative hydrolase
Exons: 1
Coding region: 1-924 (307 amino acids)
Cellular component (GO): mitochondrion
Source: RefSeq, a predicted model, not a curated record